AUGUCGCCUACAUCAAUGAUAUGGAUCACAGUAUUAUCAAUGGCUGUUUUCCACCACUCCAUGGUCUUCGGUGGUGAUCUUGGGAUAAAUUAUGGAAGAACUGGGAAUGAUCUCCCAUCCCCGAAAGCUGUAGUCGAUUUCCUUACUAAAAAUCUAAACUAUGCUAUCCCACUGGUCCGGCUUUUUGAUGCUAAUCUUGAAUUUCUAGAAGCAUUGAGGGGAACCAAUUUGGUUGUAACUGUUGGAGUCCCAAAUGUCCUGCUCACCCACAUAGCAUCAAGCCAAAAUGUUGCCAAUAGCUGGGUUAACGAUCACAUCAAAUCAUUCGUCAGCCCCAAUGGUGUCAAGCUCUCCACUUUCAAUCAAUCGUACCCUUACUUUGCCUUUGCCUCGGAUCCAUCCCUCUUCUCAUUGGAGUAUGCUUCAUUUCGAUGUCAAAAGCUGGUGCUUAUAGACGGCAUUUACGAGUAUUACAAGCUCUUUGAUGCCAUGGUGGAUGCUUUUGUAACAGCAAUGGCAAGGGCAGUGGGGAAGGAGGAUGUCAAAAUUGUGGUUUCUGAAACUGGCUGGCCAACCGAGGGCAAUGAGCCUUGCACAAGCAUUGCCAAUGCCAACAUCUAUAACAGCAAUCUAAAGAAGCAUGUGAUAGAAAAAGGGUGCACCCCACGAAGGGCAGACUUGAAUUUGGAAGCGUACAUAAAUUCAAUGUUCAACGAGAACUAA
Molecule: messenger RNA, 723 nt
Organism: Corylus avellana
Lineage: Eukaryota; Viridiplantae; Streptophyta; Magnoliopsida; Fagales; Betulaceae
Source: RefSeq, a predicted model, not a curated record